AUGGACCCAGACCCUGCUCGCACGCUGAGCCCCGACCCUGCUCGGACGCUGAGCCCCGACCCUGCUCACACACGGAACCCCGACCCUGCUCGCACGCGGAGCCCCGACCCUGCUCGCACGCUGAGCCCCGACCCUGCUCGCACGCUGAGCCCCGACCCUGCUCGCACGCUGAGCCCCGACCCUGCUCACACACGGAGCCCCGACCCUGCUCGCACGCUGAGCCCCGACCCUGCUCGCACACGGAGCCCCAACCCUGCUCGCACGCUGAGCCCCGACCCUGCUCGGACGCUGAACCCCGACCCUGCUCGCACACGGAGCCCCAACCCUGCUCGCACGCUGAGCCCCGACCCUGCUCGGACGCUGAGCCCCGACCCUGCUCACACACGGAACCCCGACCCUGCUCGCACGCGGAGCCUGGACCUUUAUUUAGAGACAGUCCAUUAA
This is a messenger RNA of Molossus molossus (Pallas's mastiff bat), 444 nucleotides long. RefSeq names its product small proline-rich protein 3-like. The record is from RefSeq and is a predicted model, not a curated record. The transcript is spliced from 2 exons. Lineage: Eukaryota; Metazoa; Chordata; Mammalia; Chiroptera; Molossidae. Bases 1 to 444 code for a protein of 147 amino acids.